Messenger RNA from Parnassius apollo (apollo), 2658 nucleotides. The record is from the annotation of a GenBank genome assembly. NCBI's taxonomy places the organism in Eukaryota, Metazoa, Arthropoda, Insecta, Lepidoptera, Papilionidae.
AUGCCUGUUGGAAGAAAACGGUGGAAUCUUCAUGAUGGACCACAAGGCUCCCUGCGACGGUUACGGAAUCAACUAGCUGAAGAUGGCUGUGCAGAAUCACAAGUUGUUCUUGCAAAGCAACUCUUAGAAGAAAAGUGUGAACUUGAAGCUGACAAAAUAUCCAACUUUAAGCAAGCACUGGAAUGGUUAAUCUGUGCCACAGAGCAAGCUCAUCCAGAGGCCAGGAGAAUGUUAAGAAGAUGUAUACGCAGUGGCGUGAUAGACGAGGACAGCGCGUCAAUAGUGCGCGCUAAAUCAUGCCUGGCCGCCAGUCGCCAAGAAAUAGUCGCGAGGAAAGCCGCCAGGGACCUUUUCGCUAGUUUAUCAAACGGUGAACAGUACAUAACAACGGCACAGCUGGAAAGGCGUAUACGCGAGAUAUGUACAACUACCCUCAAGAAAGAUCCGGAUGAUGACACGACUGAUGAAGAAUCACAAGAUGAAGCGCGCGCUUUAGACGGGGAGCAAGCCUUAGAACCAUCUCACCUCGAGGCCGGUGACCAAAUACAUGUAAAUGGGACCUUACGGACUACACGAGCUAGUGUAGAAGAUUACCCAGAACAUGUCGGAAGGAACGAUGAAAUUCGCAACUUAACAGUUGAUAACUUAGUCUCAGCUGCUGUCGAUUAUUGCCAAGGCGAAUUACCUCUAGUCAGUUAUGAGUUGACCUUGACAGACCCUAGUAUUAAGGCCUUAGACCAUAUACCCCUGUUCCAACAGGCGUUCUUACAUCCCAUCGUCUUCAUUCAGGUUUUAUAUCUGAAACUGCUCUAUUACUUCGGUUCUUUUUCGUUCAGACUAUCAAAUAUCGAACUUUCUUUACUCUUAAUAGCGUAUUUAUCAGCGAAUGCAGACAGUCUUUACCAUUUGGUGCCAUUAGUUAUGUAUUAUGUUAGUUUUAUUGCAAUGGUGAUCUGUACGUUCAAAAUGCUUUUAGCCAAGAGGCAGUUCAUUGACUUUAGGAAGUGGUCCGGUCUUUUCCUACGGUAUAGCGAUGGCAAUCUGCAGCCAGACGAAUCUGAGAAUCUUUUCGUUAGAAAUAACCUCUAUCCUUUCGUACAGUUCUUUUUGGCGUUAUUAAUUAAUCUGUUCCUUUACCCGUUCAUUGCGACGCAGUGGGUGCCAUUUUCGGAAUUCUGCGUCCUUUCCUUUUGUCUAAUGUUCCUGACGCUGUUUUCCUUCGGGACGAAUGGCAACCCUUACCCGGAUCUAUUAGCUCUCGUGUCCUUCGGGAUAAAUGUUUUGGCAAAAUAUCCGUACGAAAAAGACACUGUAGUGCACCAAGGCUGGAGGUUUUUAGAUCUACACAUAUCCAAUUAUCCAUCUUACAUACUAGGCAACAGCAUUGAAUUUUGCUUGAACUCCAGAGUGUUUUUCUCUCUUCUUAUACCCGUUAUAUUAGUGUCGAUGGCGCGAAGGAGCGAUUGGCAGGGUUUCUUUAAAUAUACAUUACCGCAUUGUGUGACCUUAAGCUGGUUACAGAUGUUCAUAACUUGUUCCCACGGGUGCACCACUUAUGGUUUGAUAAGAGGGACUCUAGCUUUAGUUUGUUCCUUCCUAUUCCUUCCUCUUUUGGGAGUAAUUACGGUGACUCUACCAAUAUUUGCUUUCCUUCAGUACAUUACACUUUCUAGAUUGUUCUAUACCAUAUCAAUUUUGACCGGAUUUGGUGUUAGUUUAGGGGUCACGUGUUUGUUGGCCAAGACGGAAGUUACCAAGAAAUUUGUCACGCCGUUCCAGAUCGCCAUCGGUGUUAUUACCCUAAUAUAUUUUGGGAAUCAACUUAUUGGGGACAUACAGGACGACGGCCUACCGUCCGGCCUUAUAGAGAUGAUAGGCGACGACAAAUCAAACAUUAAAAACCUUCUGAAAAACCAAUUUAUAACGGAUUACGAGGAGACCAAUUAUCACAUAAAUUGGGAGGAUUAUUACAACCAAUGCUAUGCGCCAUCUUGGACCGACAGCAAUAUGGCCGCCACUCAAAUGAAAUGCGCGGUGUUAGAAGGCGCCCACGUUAUUUGGGAGGGUUAUAUUAGCGAAGUAAAAUUAAAAACCGUUAAGAACCAGUGGAACGAUUUCGCCUCGUGGUUGCCAAUUUUUCUGCAAGAGUACUUCAAAUGUUAUUACGGGGAAGAAUAUGCGACGUUUUGUCAGAAUUCAGAACUCUCAAGUAUGUUUGAUGACUGCGAAUUUGUUAAGAGCGCUGCUAGACAAAGCGGGAAGAUUUGUCACCUUAAUAAUUUAAAUGAAUACAGCUACGAAGUGAAAUUGACAAUGGAAACAAGCGGCGGUUUACUAAAACGACACGCGGAUAUAACUCUUAUGUUCGAUCACCACUUUAGUAAUUACACUCGACUGUUGCGUGCAGAUGACAAAAUUCGCUUCAAAGGCAUACUCUUAAAUGACCCAAACUCGUACUCAAUCGGUUCUAAACACUUUAACAUACGAGGCUAUGAAAUAAAUUGCAUUGAAUGUAAAAAUACCAGAGGGACCAUAAGCUCGCCGAAGCCCACAGUUUCUAAGCUGUCAAAAUUAUUGCGUACUGUUUUUAAUGAUUGUGUUGUGUCCACUAAAUAUAUUUUAAAUUUCCUAUUGAACCCAGUUGUGAUUAUCAAAUGA